AUGGCAGAUUCUCAAAACCCAAAUCCGUUCGAUGACGGCUACACAACACCCGAACCACAAGACAAGUCCUUGCCGUGUAGUAUUACAAUUCUUGCAAUACUUUCAACGGCCUUAGGGUUUGUUGGCCCAAUCAUUAUAUUCUUUUUGGAGAAGAAGAAUCAAUACAUAAGACUUGUGGCUUGCCACAGUGCCUUAUGGCAUUUCAUUUUAGAUCUCUUACUCAUUAUCAUCGCACUCUUCCUCUUCUUCGAUCACUGGUUCACCUACACACUUUUCGCCAUUUACUUGCUCCUUUUCAUUCUUUUCUCUAUCUUCCUCAUCGUUAUGGCCUAUUUCAGAGUCGAGUCCGGUGAAGCUUUCCUUAUCCCGGGAAUAUCAAUCAUCGUUAAAUAUCUCGAAAACAAUUUCUAA
Messenger RNA from Entamoeba invadens IP1, 411 nucleotides. RefSeq lists its product as hypothetical. The record is from RefSeq and is a predicted model, not a curated record. Bases 1 to 411 code for a protein of 136 amino acids. The transcript has a single exon. NCBI's taxonomy places the organism in Eukaryota, Evosea, Mastigamoebida, Endamoebidae.